This is a messenger RNA of Hevea brasiliensis (rubber tree), 2307 nucleotides long. Its product is annotated as RAN GTPase-activating protein 1. NCBI's taxonomy places the organism in Eukaryota, Viridiplantae, Streptophyta, Magnoliopsida, Malpighiales, Euphorbiaceae. The transcript has 2 exons. Bases 236 to 1861 code for a protein of 541 amino acids. The record is from RefSeq and is a predicted model, not a curated record. Gene Ontology annotation, molecular function: protein binding; GTPase activator activity.
UUUUCAUUUUUCUUUUUUCCUUAUCUCCGCAUUUUAACCUUAUUUUUACGGAAACUGAUAUCUCUACAUUACACAUUUUCAAACUCUUUAUUCCCUUCCCCAAUAAUCAAUUUCGUUCUGUUUUUAAUUUUUCAAGUACACUCAGUUUACACUGUUAGGGUUUUCAGUUCACAUUUGUUUCUGUGGAGCAUCUAGGGUUUCUAACAUUGCUCUCUUCGUCUCAGGUUAGUUUGACAUGGAUUCUACAACACAAACGUUCCAACACCGAACUCUUCAUGUCAAAUUGUGGCCGCCUAGUCAGAGUACUAGGCUAAUGCUUGUAGAGCGGAUGACGAAAAAUCUUAUCACUCCAUCUAUUAUUUCCAGAAAGUAUGGUGUUUUGAGUAAAGAAGAGGCUGAGGAGGAUGCCAAGACAAUUGAAGAGUCAGCAUUUGCUGCUGCAGACCAACACUAUCAGAAAGAGCCAGAUGGUGAUGGAAGUUCUGCGGUGCAGGUUUACGCCAAAGAGUCCAGUAAGCUCAUGCUGGAAGUUCUUAAAAGGGGCCCUAGAAUGAAGGAGGAUGGAGAGGCAGCAGCGGCUGAGAAAAGUGCUGCUGUGCAUGCAGAUCUAUUUGAUAUAUCUGGUGGUCGACGAGCAUUUAUCAGUGCAGAGGAGGCUGAGGAUCUUUUAAAACCACUUAAGGAGCCAGGAAACACAUAUACUAAGAUCUGUUUCAGCAAUAGAAGUUUUGGAUUGGAUGCUGCUGGUGUUGCAGAGCCAAUCUUGUCAUCAAUAAGGGAUCAAUUAACAGAAGUAGAUUUAUCUGACUUUGUUGCAGGAAGGCCAGAGCCAGAAGCUCUUGAAGUCAUGAAUAUAUUUUCUUCGGCCCUGGAGGGUUGUAACUUGAGGUAUCUGAACCUUUCAAACAAUGCCUUGGGUGAAAAGGGUGUAAGGGCUUUUGGGUCACUCCUUAAAUCACAGAAUAACCUGGAGGAGCUUUAUCUGAUAAAUGAUGGUAUCUCAGAGGAAGCUGCUCGUGCAGUUUGUGAGCUAAUCCCUUCCACUGAGAAGCUCAAGGUCCUUCAGUUUCACAAUAACAUGACAGGUGAUGAAGGUGCAAUUGCUAUUGCUGACAUUGUGAAACUAUCUACUAUGUUGGAGGAUUUUCGAUGUUCUUCAACAAGGAUAGGCUCAGAUGGUGGUGUUGUAUUGGCUGGAGCACUUGGAAAAUGUAGUCAUUUGAGGAAGCUUGAUCUGCGUGACAAUAUGUUUGGAGUGGAAGCUGGACUUGCUUUGAGUAAGUCUCUUGUUGCAUUUGGAGAUCUUACUGAGGUUUACCUCAGUUAUCUAAAUUUGGAGGAUGACGGGGCAGAAGCACUUGCCAACGCUCUAAAAGAGUCUGCACCUUCACUUGAAGUUCUUGAAAUGGCUGGUAAUGAUAUUACUGCCAAAGGAGCUUCUUCUUUGGCAGACUGUAUUGCAGCAAAACAAUUUCUCAGCAAGUUAAACCUUUCUGAGAAUGAACUUAAGGAUGAAGGUGCCAUUUUGAUUGCCAAGGCAAUAGAGAGUGGUCAUGGCCAGUUAAGUGAAGUUGAUUUGAGCUCUAACUCAAUCAGAAGGGCUGGGGCAAGGCUCUUGGGACAGACUGUUGUGCUUAAGCCUGGAUUUAAAUUGCUAAAUAUAAAUGGUAAUUUUAUAUCUGAUGAAGGGAUUGAUGAGGUGAAGGAUAUAUUCAAGAAUUUGCAUGGUGUGCUAGGGCCUUUGGAUGAGAAUGAUCCAGAAGGUGAAGAUCUUGAUGAGGAGGCGAAAGAAGAGGAUGCAGAUAAUGAAGAUGAAUUGGAAUUGAAACUCAAGGGGCUUGAAAUCAAGCAUGAUGAAUAGUGAUUCCAUCAGGAGUAAUCUGCUGUCUUAGCUGUCCCUGAAAUUAAAACUUAUGCAUAGACUUCUGAUUUUUUUUUUUUGGUUGGGGGGGUUUUUUGUUUGGGGGUGGGGGCGGUGAGGGGGGGAUUAAAUGCUUGUUUCUAUGCAAUCUAAUCUAGUCCAGCUGCAUUAACCAGGUGUAGUAGAUUUAUCACUUGGUUAGUCUGAGAAAAGUGCCUUUUCCAAUUGAAAUCAGGCUACCGAGUUUAGCAGUUGUAGCUUACAGAGAUACCUGGGAACUGGGUUUAGUUUUGGGAUUUUUUCGGCAAUGUUGUAUUGCUUUAGGCGCUAUUUUGUUUUUAAUUUAUUAGCGGCUCUCAGUAUCUGGGAGUUUGACUGUCUUCAUGGCGUGCGCAUGCUCAAUAUUUUAAAUGAAAUUCGGUUAUUCAAUCCUUUUAAGACUUAAA